This is a messenger RNA of Eruca vesicaria subsp. sativa (arugula), 222 nucleotides long. NCBI's taxonomy places the organism in Eukaryota, Viridiplantae, Streptophyta, Magnoliopsida, Brassicales, Brassicaceae. The record is from the annotation of a GenBank genome assembly.
AUGAGGAAGUUAGAGGUCAAUGGGUUUCAUGUUCUUCCUUCACAGGUGAAAAGCUUAUAUAUCAUUGGACUCUCGCAGGUACAAUCUGUGAGUCUUAUAUUUGAAACUCAUCCUGACACUGCAAUAGAGUUCCGUGCAAAGAACCAGCACGUAAGGACAACAUUUAUGAACUUCCUGCUUAGCUUAAGGUGGAUUGGUUGGAGAAUAAGCUGGACCAACUAA